AUGAGACCCCAAAUCAACGUGGAAUCCGAAAGCGACCCUAUGAACGUGGAAGCCGAAAUAAAAAGGAAACGAUCGAAUGCACAUGAGAUUAGUGAUCACACUGUGAUACAAAUCGUCAAGAUGGACAACAAUCUAUGUCCACCCGUUGCUACCGCACCUAUCAGUGAAGACUGCGAUAGUACAAGAAAAAAAAUGCGGGAGCAGCUGAGUAGACUGACACGGCAGCAACACAAACUUAUCACCGAGACAUUUAAACUAAUAGACAUCGACCCGGUGAAAAGCGCCCUCCGAAUGCUUCUAAAACUAUUCGCCGAACACCCUCAAUAUAAACAGAUUUGGCCGCAAUUUCGACAAAUACCUGACUCUUCUCUUAUGAAUGCAGUUCAACUCAGAAGACACGCCACAGUCUACAUGGCCGGAUUGCGCAAUAUAAUUUAUUCGAUGUCAAACGAGGAUGAACUGACCUUGCAAAUGAUCCGAAUCGCCAAGGCUCAUAAGAAAUGGAAUAUACACCGCAGACAUGUCAUGACCAUGCUUCAGCCGUUACUUGAAACACUGCAAGAAUCGAAUAAUGGACAAAUGGACGAACAACUGAAAACAGCAUGGACCACAUUCUUUGAUGUCAUCGCAGAUUUCAUUGAAAUCUACAGAAAUUAA
This is a messenger RNA of Angiostrongylus costaricensis, 657 nucleotides long. The record is from the annotation of a GenBank genome assembly. NCBI's taxonomy places the organism in Eukaryota, Metazoa, Nematoda, Chromadorea, Rhabditida, Metastrongylidae.